AAUACUCUCUUGUAGGGGUCAGUGACAUUCGGGAAUCCGGUCCAUCCAAAGACAGACAGGAAGGACAGCAGCCACUCGUUCGCCGAGCCCGCCCGCCCGCCCGCUUUAAUAGAAGAACGUCGGGCCACUGCCUAAUUGAGGACCUGACCAUGUCGGCCGUCGAAAGCGAGGCUGCCACCAAUGCCAACAACACCACAUCUAACCAAAACAACAACAGCAGCCAAAACGGCAGCCUCUCGCCGCCCAAAGAACGCGAACGCAACUCGCUGACGCUCGACCAGCGCCGUGCCCUCCGACGAUGGGCCAACUCGCAAACCGUCCGGCCUAGCCACAAGGCCUGCAUCGAGUGGUUUCAAACGCAAUACAACCAGACCAUCUCUCAAUCGACCGUCUCUCACUCUCUUUCUCCAAAAUACGCCCGUUUAGAUGGCGACCCGCAGCUCUCCGGCUCGCGCCUGCGCUUCGGCAACUGGCCCGACGUCGAGAAGCUCGUCCUGCUCUGGCACCAGCAGAUGGUAGCCUCGGGCCGGCAACCGUCUAACGAGGAACUCGCCGAAAAGGCCAAGAACAUCUUCACCCAAUUGCCGCGCUACAAGGACGAGACAGCUCCAGAGUUCAGUCCGGGAUGGAUCCAUCGCUUCAAAAAGCGUUAUGGCCUGCUGAUUCGCCGCCAGCGGCGCCACGGCACGGCGCCCAACCCAGCCGACGACAUACCCUACCUCGUCGACGCCGUGGGCCGGUUCAUGAGCAUCACGGCCGACGUCUCCCCCACGGUGAUCCGUGACACGGUCGUGCGCGUGGUGGGCGUCGAGCCUACGCUAGCCACGUGCGCGCGCGUGAGGGAUGAAAUCGUCAGGAAGAUGGAGGGUCCUUCCCCCGCUCCCCAUCACCAGCAACCUAACCCCCACCAGAACCAGCAUCAGCAACACCUGGCCGGACUUCAGCAGCCGCAACAGCAUCCCGGUCUGAACGCAGUGGGCGACACACCCAUGGGCGGCUUUUCCCCCGACGACGAUCCGGAGGUAGUCCUGCAAAAUGCCCUGCGUGCUCUCCAACAAGAAGAAGCCGAUGCUGAAGCCGAAGCCGCUGCUGCCCGCGAAGAACGGGAGCGCGCUGAGCGGGGGCUACCUCCGUUGGGAACGAUUGCCGGACAGGCUUAUGCGAAUGCCAUGUCGACACCUGCUCGUGGUGGUGGUGGUGGUGGUGGUGCCAAUGGAACUACUACAGGGGCGAGGUUCGUGCCCGGUGCUACGGGGGUAGAGGACCCGCUGACGCUGACGCCGAUUCCGAGUGGAGGACCCGUGUCUCUGACGGAUCGGCCGGUCAGAUGCCCGUUUUGUGUGAAUCAGAGGAUGUUGAGGACUAUCAAGGAGGCGGUCGAGCAUAUGAGUACUCAUGUUGUAGUUUGAGGGAAGAUGUGACUGAGAUGGGGACCCUUGCUUGGAACUGGCGUUAUGCCUGCCUCGCUCCCGAUACCGAGGCGUGUUUAUUCUUCCAUUUUUUUUUCUUGUAAUGGGUUUAGUUUAGAGUUUCUUCCCCGUUCCCCGGUUUUUCCUUUCUUGUUUUUCUUUCUUCCCUUCUUUUCAUUUCAUUUUUUUCUCGUUUUGUUUGCUUCAUUACUAAAUAUGUCUGUCUUGUUGGGCAACAGUCAGUCAGCCAUAUUUAUCCUGGCAUUCCAGGUAUCGCUAUGUCUACUUUGGGACUCUGGUGGAUUGCAACUGGCGUUUCAGGUGUCAAUUUUUUUUUUUAGCAGGGGAGCAGGGGUAUACGGUUCGUUGUACGCCCAACUCACUUUUCAUAGGUGAUAUGUGAGCCUCGGAGUUAUUAGUUGGGGACGUAUAUUGCAUUUCUGUAUGCUUUUCAGUAAGAAUUUCCUAGAUCUGGCCUUCGGGCUGGUUGACUUACAAGCAUUACAUUGGUAGUGUGAAACGGCAUCGACUUCGUUACUUCC
This is a messenger RNA of Neurospora crassa OR74A, 1951 nucleotides long. RefSeq lists its product as hypothetical. Lineage: Eukaryota; Fungi; Ascomycota; Sordariomycetes; Sordariales; Sordariaceae. The transcript has a single exon. The record is from RefSeq and is a predicted model, not a curated record. The coding region runs from base 150 to 1409 and encodes 419 amino acids.